GUAUAGUCUUGGACUUUGAAUUAUUCCCGCAUUAUUUUCUGCCUACAUUUUUUCUCUCAGAAGUUUUGAUAUCUUAUAUUGCUAUAUAAAAAAUUAUGCAACAUUUCUAAGUGUGAUUUCCUUUUAACAUGUCACUUAUGACAAUUCUCGCACUACUGUUGUUGUUGCUAAUGCGACUUGGAAUAAGCUUGGCUGAUGCACCAAAUCAAUGUCCCUUCAAGCUCAACUGUACACAUAACAGGAAGAUUCUUGAAUUUCCUACUCAUCCAACCCCUUUGAAACUCAUCAUCACUGACAUUAAUUAUAGAUUCCGACAGGCAUAUCUAUCUGAUCCUGGAAACUGUCUAUCACAACUCUUACUUGACCACAAUUUUUCAUCAGUUUUCCCUUUUAAUAUCUCUCAUUUCCCCGAAUUACCUGAACCUUACAACAUUAGUUUCUUUAAUUGUUCUUCAGUAUUACAACUCAGACAAGACUAUCUAUAUCUAAUGAACCGUAGGCCACUAGAUUUGAAAUCUUGUCCAAUUUAUGUAGCUGAUUCAAAUUUCGAUGGUAUAGUUCAAUCUGACUUAGUAUACUGCACCAAAAUGUUUGAUCGUGUUUUUUUAUAUGAUGCAUAUAGUAUUGGAUCCAACAUGCUCUCAUGGACAUGGUCUGGAACAAAUUUUGACAUAGGAUGCUUGAAAUGUCAACAUAAAUCAAACAAGAAGUUAAUAUUCAUUGUUUUAAUCUCUAUAGGUGUAAUAAUCGGCUCCACUUUGCUAGUCCUUGUACUCGCUGCUAUUGUUCGAAUUCAUCGCCAUUUCAAGAUGAAAGGCGAAGAUCAUACAAGAAUCGAAAAGUUUUUGAAGGAUUACAAGGCAUUAAAUCCAACAAGAUUCUCCUAUGCUGACAUAAAGAGAAUCACGGAUAAGUUUAAGGAGAAAUUAGGCGAAGGAGCUCAUGGGGCUGUUUACAAAGGUAAAUUAUCAAACCAAAUUUUGGUUGCGGUUAAGAUGCUCAAUAACGCCGAGGGAGAUGGAAGCGAGUUCAUAAAUGAAGUCGGAACCAUGGGAAAAAUCCACCAUCUCAAUGUCGUUCGUUUGCUUGGCUUUUGUGCAGAUGGAUUUCAUCGCGCUCUAGUAUAUGACUUUUUUCCAAAUGGAUCAUUGCAGAAAUUCAUUUCUCCCCCUAACAACAAAGACAGUUUCCUUGGAUGGAAUAAGUUACAACAAAUUGCUUUAGGUAUAGCGAACGGGAUUGAAUAUCUUCAUCAGGGUUGUGAUCAAAGAAUUCUUCACUUUGACAUUAAUCCACAUAAUGUACUAAUUGAUGACAAUUUCAACCCAAAAAUUACAGACUUUGGUUUGGCUAAGAUGUACUCGAAAAAUCAAAGUGUUGUAUCUAUGACGGCCGCUAGAGGAACAUUAGGAUACAUGGCACCUGAAGUUUUUUCUAGAAAUUUCGGAAAUGUAUCUUAUAAGUCUGAUAUAUAUAGCUAUGGUAUGUUGUUGUUAGAGAUAGUUGGAGGAAGAAAGAAUAUAAAAACAACUACAAAUGAAGACGAUUUUCAAGUUCUAUAUCCCGAUUGGAUCCACGGUUUGCUUGAAGGCGGAGAUAUACAAAUCCCUAUAGAUGAAGAAGGAGAUUUUGGAAUUGCGAAAAAAUUGGCAAUUGUUGGACUUUGGUGCAUUCAGUGGCAACCUAUGCACCGUCCGAGUAUGAAAACUGUGAUGCAAAUGCUGCAAGGAGAUGGAGACAAGUUGAAAGUUCCAUCCAACCCUUUUGGACCUACAAGUUCAGCAGAUAUAACUACAAAUAAUGUUGCAGCAGGAUAUAGGAAUUUGGAUCUUGAAGUGAUUGAAGAAAUGUUUUGAUUGUAUGAAUAAAUUUAUAUUGUUAAUUGGUUUUUCACUUUUUAGCAGAGUACUUAAUUAUGGUUUGUAAAUUUAUUUAUAUGAAAUACUCAUGUUAGAAUACCAAACAGAAAAAAUAGUCAGGACUGUAAAAUGCUUAUUCAGCUCAUAGUUUGUUGACUAGGCCAAACAACAUAGGU
Messenger RNA from Vicia villosa (hairy vetch), 2035 nucleotides. Its product is annotated as rust resistance kinase Lr10-like. Gene Ontology annotation, molecular function: protein kinase activity; ATP binding. The record is from RefSeq and is a predicted model, not a curated record. The transcript is spliced from 2 exons. Gene Ontology annotation, biological process: protein phosphorylation. Bases 129 to 1856 code for a protein of 575 amino acids. Lineage: Eukaryota; Viridiplantae; Streptophyta; Magnoliopsida; Fabales; Fabaceae.